GCAACGGCUGCGUAACGUCACGGUCUCGUCCCGCUCUUGUAGUCCCAGGCCGAAACAAGGAUGUGUGUAGCUCGAGAUGAAACUUAAGGUGUGGGAACUACAGCAGAUCUUCAUGCUUAAAACAACUUUACAGUCUUUUGAGGACAUGAAUGAGGACAAACACGCUCAGUGAGAGGUGAAUGUAAGUGCUUCAAUCGUGGUUUCAACGGUUGGUAACAAGCUCAGCCGUUGCGACGUGCAAUUGGAUUUACUGUGAUUUCUAUGAUGGUUCUGUUCCUUUCCCUGCUGAUCUCCUUUGUGCCACUAGGAGGUGGUAGCUCACCAAUCAGCUGCUACAAUGACCAAGGAGAGGCUGUUGAUUGGUUCUAUAUGUACAAGCUGCCUAAAAAACAUGGCAGUAAGUCUCCUGAGAAGGGUGAAAUGUAUUUACUUUUGGACAAAGGGAGCGAGGGAUGGACUGAAGGGAAGGCAACAGUGAACGACACCACAGGAGCCUUGGGCAGGACGGUUGGACAACUGUACUCACAAGGAAAGAGCAGAGAGGUAGCGUACAUCCUGUACAAUGACCAGAGGCCACCUGAGGACUUUGGUGACAGAUGGGUUGUCAACACUGGAAGCAGCGGAGGGGGGCACACGAAAGGUGUUGUGCUGCUGGACAAAAAUCAGGGCUUCUGGUUGGUCCACAGCACCCCUCACUUCCCCCCUGUGCGACAGGCAGGAGAGUAUUAUUACCCCAGCAGCGGUGUGACCAACGGACAAAACUUCAUCUGCGUCUCCUACCCGCUCGACCGCUUCCAGACCAUCGGAGAGCAGCUGCAGAUCAAUCAGCCUAAUGUGUACGAUUGCGAUGUCCCCGAGUCCUUGGCGUCCCUGGUGCCUGCGCUGGCUGCCGUCUGUGAGAAAAAACAUCUGUCUGGUCACAUCUUUCCACAUGCCAAAGCCGUGUCCAAUCGCAGCGUGACUUUGACCUCAAAGGAUGGAACCAACUUCAUCAGCUUUGCCAAAGGAUCUUCUUUUGACAAUGACCUCUACCACUCCUGGGUGGCCCCGGCCCUCCAGUCAGACCUCUUGGUCCAGUUCUGGGUUCGCUCCACAGGCGUCCUCCCUUCCGACUGCUCGCUGGGCUGGAAGGUCCUGGACAUCAGGCUCAUCAACCCGGGACAGACGUUCACUUUCAAAACCAGCCAGGAUCACUCCAAGUGGGCUGUCAGCCCCAAGGCGGCCGGGGACGGCGUCAAGGGAGGAGGCUGGGUGUGUGUGGGGGACAUAAACCGGAACGAGGCGGAGGAGAAGCGAGGCGGAGGCACGGUGUGUCUGCAGGACCCGGUGGUGUGGAAGGCUUACCGGACGGCAGCGUUAGAGUGUGAGGCGUGUGGAGGAGGAACCAGCUGUUGAUGCAGCUGCUGGAGACAGAUGGGUCAACCGGGGCGUGAGUAAGGCCAUUACGCUGCAUCCCGUGUGUUUCUAAGAGGAAUAUUUCAACAUUUUGUUGAUUGUAUAUAUUUCUUUCUAUGUUUAGUGAAAUGACCCAUGUCUACCAAACUUUGUGAAAGUUUGAGAUGACGCAGUCAUUCCCUUAAAUGUAUGGUGACCCGGAGUCAUGACGUCAUGUCCGGGUUGGCCUCUGUUCCGCUUGCUUUUGAAACUCAGUGCCGUCUCUCAACAUUUCUUUCAUCGGUCUUUCAUGAAAAAUGAAGCUUUAUCAUUUAAAAUUUACUUUCCAAGACAAAUCAGCUCCACUACAGCAGGUGCCAUGAGAAAAUGAAAUCUUAAGUUAAACAAAGAUUUCUUUGUGAGCACAAAAAGGUUAAAAAAUGAAAGUGUAGCAGUAAUGGUACUUUGCAUCAUCAUCAAUUGGUUUCUAAUUGUAAUCCCUGCUGUCUAAAAACCUCUCUGUGCUGCUGUUAUUACAGACAUGUCUGAACUAACCACCACCCCUCAAACUGUUCAUGGACGCCCCUUUUCUGUCCAGCCGUGAAAUUUAGUCUACAAUGGUCUAAGGCUUAUGGGAAAUGGUGUUCAUUAAAGGCAGCUAAAUACAUAAAUAUGAAUAAUCAUUGAUAUAAAAACUACCGUCCUUAUCUAAACACACAUAAAGCCACAUGACACUGCUGGGACAGGCUCUGCUCCAAGGCUGCAGUUUUAGUAAUCGGUGUAGACGGAUUUCUUUAACUGAGGUUUUCUUACUUCUGGAGCAGAAACUGGAAGUUACUGUUUGACUUCAGCUCUCGAUAACACUGGAUUUAGCACAAGAUGCUGCAAGAGCAAAUGUUGCUUGAAUUAAGAUGUCUUUAUACUAUUAAAUAUUCAUGACUGAAAGUAAAACAAAACAUUUUUAGGCAUCUUUAUCUUUAUCUAUCAGGAGUUAAAAACUUCUGUGGUUGUGUGGUUUGAGUGGCCUCGACUGACAGUGACCAAACAACUGACGUCAGAUUCUGACUUCACGUUCAUAAAUCCGGUGCGCAGACAUGCGUGACAGCACCUCUUUUCAACUGAGUCUCACCCACUUCAGACCAGUGGGAAGAGCACAGAGAAAAACACAGACGUCUCUCAGUGAAAAUAAACAAAACUGAUCCAAGUUUAGCAGAAGGUGGUGUGUUCAUGUAGGACUCCAUUACUCACAAUAAAAAACUGACUAAGAAGCUGACUGAGAAAACUUGUUGUCAGGGACUUUUAAAGCACAAAAACUGUUUUGCUUGUUCAUUCAUUUGUUCAAUGUUUUUUGCUGUUACAUCCUCCUCUAAAUUUAAAGCAUCCAGAACAAUGCUGAAGGAGGACAAGAAGUCAGAUCUGAUGGGAAGCAGAGGGGUUUGUGGGAAAUAUGAUGUUCAUUUUGAAAAAAAAAACCCACAAAAACCUCAAAGUGCCACCUUAAAUGAAAGCAAUGGUGUUGAGUGUCUUUACAGCCGCUGGGUACUGUUUUAACUGAAACUGAAGAGACAGUGAUGCAAACUGGAUGAGUGCUGCUUCAUUAACUCUGACUUUUUGUGUUUAAAUCAACAUUAGCUGGUUUGGGGGCUUGUUCUCUGGGAGAGCAUCAGGCUUUGCUUCGUUGAAACUGUAUGAAAAUGGAUUUUUAUGGGAUUUUAAAUUCAUGAACAUGUGGGAUUAAUUGCACUAUGUAACAUUGAGCACAUGCACACUUUUUACUGACGAUAUUAAAUUACAGACACUGACAACAUUCAGGUGUGAGGAAUGCUUUAAUACUUUUGUGUUUAAUGAAUGUUUGUAUUAUUAACUGGGUUUGAAAGAGUGUCUGUGUAUUUCAGAUCUGCUUUUCUGACAUAUCCAGAAAUAUGUUUUGUUAUGUCUUGUUCCACAUACAUUCAUUCUGACCUUGAUUUUGCUUGAAGAUAGAGAUGCUGGCUGUCUUGAAUCAGAACAAAAAGACUAGAACAGAGGUGUAUUUUUUUUUUUGUAGCUGAUGUAUGUUCACCUUGCUUUGUUUUCCUUAUCUGUGAGAAAAAUAGAAAUGUCAGAAUUUGA
Messenger RNA from Seriola dumerili (greater amberjack), 3486 nucleotides. It is a transcript of the gene dnase2, whose product is annotated as deoxyribonuclease 2, lysosomal. Gene Ontology annotation, molecular function: deoxyribonuclease II activity. The coding region runs from base 262 to 1395 and encodes 377 amino acids. The transcript has 7 exons. The record is from RefSeq and is a predicted model, not a curated record. NCBI's taxonomy places the organism in Eukaryota, Metazoa, Chordata, Actinopteri, Carangiformes, Carangidae. Gene Ontology annotation, biological process: apoptotic DNA fragmentation.